AUGGCCAUCCCCCACUCGGACAAGAACGAAAUCGAGCACGUCGAAGCCAUGGCCGCCACGCCAUCUCACGAUGAAAUCAAACCUGACCCCGACUACGACUUCUCUCCGGACGAGGAAAAGAAGCUCGUGCGCAAGAUCGACAUGUUCCUGCUCCCGACCAUCUGGCUCAUGUACCUCCUAUCCUACAUGGAUCGGACCAACAUCGGAAAUGCCAAGAUAGCCGGCAUGAUGGACGACCUGCGCCUCACCUCCGACGAAUAUUCCGUCUCCCUCAUAGUAUUCUUCGUGUCCUACGUCGUCUUCGAGGUGCCCUCCAACCUGAUCCUCUCCCGCACCCGACCCUCCAUCUUCCUGCCGACUAUAAUGUUCCUGUGGGGCGGCAUCACCUGCUGCAUGGCCGCCGUGCACAACUACCACCAACUGGUGGCUUUGCGCUUCGUGGUCGGCAUCUUCGAAGCCGGCUUCGCUCCCGGCAUCUUGCUCAUCCUGUCCUCGUGGUACAAGAAGAACGAGCAAUCGAAGCGGUUCGGCGUCUACAUCUCAGCAGCCGUCCUAUCCGGUGCAUUUGGCGGAAUACUCGCCGGCGCCAUCACCGGUGGGCUCCACGGCGCCCACGGCAUCGCCGGCUGGAGGUGGCUCUUCAUUGUCGAGGGGGUAGCGACAUGCGGCUGGUCCGUCGUAUCCGCCUUCCUCCUGCUCGACUUCCCCGCCACGAGCAGGAAACUCUCGGCCCGCCAACGUGCUCUCGCCGUGCACCGGCUGACGUCGGACAACGCCGCCGCAGCAACAGAGGAUGAAGUCCACCUCAGCCCGAUGCAAGCCAUCGCCGAGUCCGUCCGCAACUGGCGUACCUGGCUGAUGGUCGUCGGCUACAUGGUCAUCGUCGGCUCCUCCACCCUCUCCUACUUCUACCCCACCCUCGUCAAAGGUCUCGGCUACACCUCUCAGAUGGCCCAAUACAUGGUCGUACCCAUCUACGCCGCCUCCUUCCUCGCCGUGAUCCUCUCCUCCAUCCUCCUCGACGCGCACCCCACACAGCGCGGCCUCGCCAUCUCGCUCUGGCUGCUCCUCUCCACAGCUUGCUCCAUCGCCGUCACCAGCCUCCCACACGCCUACACCGCGCGCUACGCGCUGCUCGUCCUCAUGGCGGCGGGCCUGUGGUCGGCCAACGCGCUGGCGCUGGCGUACGCGUCGUCGGCCUUUGGCGCGUGCAUGGCGUCGCGCGAGGCGCGCGGCGUGGCGCUGGCGCUGGUCAACGCGCUGGGCAACCUGGCGCAGAUAUACGGCGCGUAUCUGUUCCCCGCGGGCGAUGAGGCGGGCGGGUAUGCGAUGGGGUUUGGGGUCAUCAGUGCCAUGUGUGGGGUUGGGGUUGGGGUGUAUGCGGCGGCGCAUGUGGUGGUGAAGUGA
Diplodia corticola is the source of this 1407-nucleotide messenger RNA. Its product is annotated as vitamin h transporter. Gene Ontology annotation, cellular component: membrane. Gene Ontology annotation, molecular function: transmembrane transporter activity. Bases 1 to 1407 code for a protein of 468 amino acids. Lineage: Eukaryota; Fungi; Ascomycota; Dothideomycetes; Botryosphaeriales; Botryosphaeriaceae. The transcript has 5 exons. The record is from RefSeq and is a predicted model, not a curated record. Gene Ontology annotation, biological process: transmembrane transport.